AUGUCUUCAAACCUCGUGGAAUCCGCCAAGAAGGCUGCGGCCAUUCGUGCUGUCGAUGAUCACCUUGACUCUUCUGCCCGCUUUGUUGGUAUCGGAUCUGGGAGUACCGUCGUCUAUGUAGUAGACGCCAUCGCGGCAAAAGGCCCUUCUUUCCACGGAAGCAUGGUCUUCCUUCCCACGGGAAGCCAAUCCAAAGCGCUAAUCCGAGAUGCUGGUCUCUCUUUGGGCAAUCUACCUGACCGCCCAUUGGACGCCGACGGUCGGCCCGUGUCUCUCGAUGUGGCCUUCGACGGCGCUGAUGAAGUAGACCAAGAACUCAAUUGUAUCAAAGGCGGCGGCGGCUGCUUGCUACAGGAGAAGGGUGUGGCGGUACGGGCCAAGAAAUUCAUUGUUGUUGCCGGUAUGCUUCCAUACACCUAUACGAUGGGCAACACAGCUCCUCAUUACCGGAAGAUCUCAGAUCGCCUUUGCACGCAAUGGACGUCUGGUAUCCCUAUCGAAGUCGACCCCUUUUUGCACUCGAUGUUCUGGAGGACCUGA
Parascedosporium putredinis is the source of this 540-nucleotide messenger RNA. The record is from the annotation of a GenBank genome assembly. Lineage: Eukaryota; Fungi; Ascomycota; Sordariomycetes; Microascales; Microascaceae.